AUGUAUUUUCGUCAGAUUUUGCGGACACAGUUAAUUGGAACCAGACUUUCUCACCUGAACCGUUUGCACCGCGUUUGUCGAGCCGAGGUACCUGCUCUAAUGACCAAAAUGAUCCUUUUAAACAUUUUAUUUUCAUUAACAACUGCAGGAAAUGUUGACAACUGCCCUACCAGCCUUGGUGGUGGCUGUGGGAAACCUGCUGCAUCCCACCACCGAGAGGUUUGGUUCACUGUGUCCCUCAUAAGUUGUGUUGUUUGGUGACAGUAGUGAGCUUGGAGCACAGAGCUCCUGUUUACCUCCAUGUUAACUCACUCUGUGUCAUGUGUGACUGAUCCACAGAGACCACUGUGCACCAAAAGUGACGAGGUGAGACUGGCAGAGGAGGCCAGCAAGAAAUAUGGCUCCCCAGCUCCAACCAUCUUUUCCAAAGUGAUUGACAAAAGCAUCCCUGCAGAUAUCAUUUAUGAAGAUGAGAAGGUAAACAAGCAUCUUCAAAACAUAUUCUGGUUAUCUCAUUUGAGUUUAUCCACGUGGCGUCCAGGGAUAAUGUGCCUGAACACGUCAGAAUGCAGAUAAAUUGUGUUAAAUUGAGAUUGUGCAACCAAAUACUCAUUGAUAUAUGUUGUUUUGUGUGUUUUCCAGUGUUUAGCGUUCAGAGAUAUCAGCCCACAGGCCCCUGUUCAUUUCUUGGUUAUCCCUAGAGUUCCCAUUCCCGGAAUAAGCGAGGCCAAAGAUGAUGAUGCUGAGGUAUGAUUAUCCAUUAAAAUCUGCAUGUAACACAUGGCUAUCAAUUGUAAGAUAUUUAUACUUUAUUUCUACCUACAAGAGCACUGAUAUAAUCUGACAUAAAUGUUUGAUAAAGCUUAAACACACCAUAACACCGAGUUAGACACCCCCUGGAGAGAUGAAUGUUGCCAACCACUUUCUUCCCUAGUUAUACUAACUUUAGUAACGAUCACACGAUAGCAAUACACAGUGGUCUCAGGCACCAAGCCUCAACCAAAAAGCCACUCUGUAGCCACAUUACUUAAUAAUUUCCUUGAAGUAAUAUUUAUCAUAUUAAUCAUUUUGCACUGCAGACGUGGUAGUUCUUCUGCGGUCUGAUUGCAUUUCCAUGAAGAAAUGAUCAUAAAUGUUCUUUCUUGAGCUGCGUCACCCCGUAGCAGGUCUCGCUACAAACAAACAGCUGCUAGAAGAGAGUAGGUGAGUUGUGUUUAGUCUCUUUGCUAAAGAAACGAGUCAAAGCUAAAAAGAUGUUUGGUGGCUAGUCCUAUGGCUGGGACCCUAUAUGUACUGUUGAUGAAGUUAGGUGCUGUUCUGAGCAUUAUUUGUGGCUAUGGAGUGGCGUUUUUGUUGAGGUUUGUGUGUGGUUCUAUAGACUGCUGUGUAUUGCUAUCAUGCGGUUGUUACUAAAGUUGGUAUAACUAGAGGAGCAAGCAGUUGGCAACAUUCAUCUCUCGAGGGGGUGUCUAACUCUGUGUUGAGGUGUGUUUGACCCUAAAUUAAUUUUACACCGGAAUAUCCCUUUAACUACUAUAAUUUUAAAGGAGAUCUAUGGGGUACGCCAUUGAACAAUAUCAAAAUUCUAUGUCCCAUCCCUCAGUUAACUACUGAUGUCAGAAAUAAUACCAUUCCAAAUACCUGAUAUUCUAAAAACUCUCAAAAAAUUUUGAUCUGAGUUCAAAUCCUCCAUCAUAAUUUUCCCAGCUGUACUUUGUGAAGUCUUUGCACCAAACUUUGGGAACUUUAGUCGUCAGUUUUAAAUAAUUCUCUUCAACUGUUGAAUCAAUCAAAUACUGAAGUAAAAUGUAUGUGGCUUUAAGUGUCCCCUAAAUAAACUUCAAUAAUUAAAGGGUGAUCUAAGAGGCCUGACUCUGAGCUACUAUGCAGAAUAUAGCCCCAGACCAGACAUAGACAAACAUACAGUAUGUGGACAGGUAUGUCAAUGUACUUCAGGCCAUCAUAUAGUAAUGUGUACCUGCAAACUUCAAAAUCCUCAAACAAACACUGGUGGGACAUGUAAACUCCUCCCAGCUUACCCCCAGGUUCAGACCCCUGCAGGACCAGUCCUUGUGUGCAGAGAGCGUGUUUGCUGUCACUGUCUCAGUGUGCUGCCUGAAGGACAUGUUCACACUCGUACAGCAUCACUCUGAAACAAAAUUGUGCCUAGUAAAGAGCUUUUAGGGUUAAACCAACUAAAGCUUUUGAUUCGAUCAUGCUGGGGUGUCACUGUGUAUAUGUGUCCUGAGGAGUGUCGCUUUAUUUAGGAUGUUGUUUUUUCCCUUAUCUGUUUUUUGUUUUAACUGAGUAAAUAGUUUAUCUAAUACGAUUAUUAUAUUAAAAUGUAGCUUGAAGACAUUGAAAUCAAAACCAGUAUUAUCUGGGUUAUCACUACUUUGUCUCUUGUUCACUUAUCAUAUUUAUGGUCAUUCCAGCUCUUAGGACAUUUAUUGGUUGUUGCCAAAAAUUUGGCAAAGCAAGAAUCUCUAAGUGAAGGAUACAGAGUGGGUAAGUUCUGUCUUUGUUAAGUUGAUAACAUUUAUGCACCUUUACUGUAGUUUUAGAAGAGAAGUUGAGAUAUUGAGUUCUGGAUAUGUUUUUACCCUCUUUAGUGAUCAAUGAUGGAAAACAUGGAGCUCAGUCUGUUUACCAUCUUCACAUCCACGUCCUGGGAGGAAGACAGAUGAAAUGGCCACCAGGAUAA
Molecule: messenger RNA, 2704 nt
Organism: Xyrichtys novacula (pearly razorfish)
Lineage: Eukaryota; Metazoa; Chordata; Actinopteri; Labriformes; Labridae
Source: the annotation of a GenBank genome assembly